Entrophospora candida is the source of this 858-nucleotide messenger RNA. Lineage: Eukaryota; Fungi; Glomeromycota; Glomeromycetes; Entrophosporales; Entrophosporaceae. The record is from the annotation of a GenBank genome assembly.
AUGUUGGAUCGAAUUGGUGAAACGUUUGUAGCACUGGAAGAAGCGGUAUCAACAGGAUUGAUUCGUUCUUAUGGUAUUAGUUCCAAUAGUUUUUCUGUUCCUCCUGAGGAUAAGCAUUUCCUACCUUUCGAGGAUCUUAUUGAACGUGCAAAAAAUGCUUCUAGAUUUGUCAGAGGCACUGAAAAACAUGGAUUUGCAGCCAUACAACUUCCAGGAAAUUUAUUAGAACAAUAUGGAUUAAAAACUACAGCCAAAUGGGCAAAAGAGAAUGGAUUAAAGGUGUUUAUUAACAGACCACUUAAUGCCUUUAAUGAUGAAGGUGGAUUUCGCUUAGCAAGUUAUCCUAAAACUAGUUAUGAAGAAAUAAAAAACUCAACGAUAAAAAUUUUGGAAAAUCAGGUGCGUGAAGGUGGAGAGAGCAGUGGAAGUAAAACGAGUGUUGGAGGAGUUGGAGCACCGGCAACGUUUAUCUUGGAGAUAGUCAAACAACUGGACAAACAACUGCCUAACUUGACAAAUGUGUUUCAAUUGGAAAGUGUUAAAGCAAGCGUGAAUGCAAACUUGAGGCAAUUUCAUGCAAAUCAAGAGAUCAAUUCUAUUGCUUAUCCGUUUAUAGAUGCAUUUGAUGCAGAAGUCAGAUAUCGUGGGUCGUUGCAAGUCAGAAAGUAUUUGAUUGAACAACAAGGAUUUAAAGAAUUAAAUGAUAAAAAUCAAAACAUUGAAGAAUUUGCCACAAACUUUUUGUUCAAUACAGGUGUUGUCGAUGUCGUUCUAAUGGGAAUGACGCGAGAAAGAUAUGUCGAUUUCGGAAGAAAAAUGUUAAAAACGUUAUCAGAACAAAAAGAUAAAAAAAAUUAG